Staurois parvus is the source of this 328-nucleotide messenger RNA. NCBI's taxonomy places the organism in Eukaryota, Metazoa, Chordata, Amphibia, Anura, Ranidae. The record is from the annotation of a GenBank genome assembly.
UACGCUACGCCCACGUGACAUCAUCCAGGGUAUUUACAUGGAUCAGAGAGACAGAGCUAAUGCACACUGCUUUGGAUGGCUGUGCACAUCACAACCAUCCAAAGCAACACAGCACACAGUUAACCCUUUGAUUGCCCCAGAUGUUAACCCCUUCCUGCCCAGUGCCAUUAGUACAGUGUUAGUGCUUUCUUUUAGCACUGAUCACUGUAUUGGUGUCACUGGGGAUGUCAGUGACACCAAGUCAGUUCCCCUCAGUGUCAGAAUGCCCGCCACAGUCCCGCAGUCCCACUAUAAUUCGCUGAUUGCCGCCAAUACUAGUAAAAAUAAA